AUGGCUGAUAACAAGGAAGACCUCGCUACUCUCGGAGCUGGUAGCCUCUUUGGUGUCAAGGGCAUGGUUGCCGUAAUCACUGGUGGUGGCUCAGGAAUCGGCCUCAUGAUGGCCAAAGCCUUGGCUGCCAAUGGCGCCGAGAAAGUCUACAUCCUCGGUCGGCGCAAAGAGGUCCUGGAAGAAGCUGCGGCAUCUGUGGGACCCAGCAUCAUUCCUCUGGUUUGCGAUGUUAGUGACAAGAACAGCCUCAAAGAGGCAACCGCAGCCAUCGAGAAGGAAGCCGGCUUUGUCAAUCUACUCGUCUGCAAUGCUGGUGUCGGCGGACCACAGGUCAAAGCCCCCACCCCCGAGACGACAGCUGAGGAAUGGGCCGAGCAGCAUCUUGCCCAUGACAUGGCCGAUUACACGCGAGUCUUUGACAUCAACGUCACCUCUGUGUGGUACACCGCGAUGGCUUUCGUAAAGCUGCUUGACCUUGGUAACAAAAAGGGAAACCUAUCACAAAGCUCCCAGGUCGUCUCGACGAGCUCCAUUGCCGCCUUCAAUAAGAUCGCUCCCGGUGGCUGGGCGUAUGGCCAAUCCAAGGCGGCCGCGACGUUGGUCAUCAAGCAACUGUCAAGUAACCUGCCCCGUUGGAACAUCAGAGCCAACUGCAUUGCUCCCGGAUUGUUCCCGAGCGAAAUGUCGGCCCCAAUUGCCAAGCUUUACGCCGAGGACGGCAGUGUCCCCAAGGAGAUGGUGCCUCUUCAAAGAAUGGGCGAUUUGCAAGACAUGGCAGGCGUCAUGUUGUACCUUGCUUCGAGAGCUGGUGCGUAUUGUAAUGGCGCGACGUUCUAUGGUAUCCACGCGCUGGCCAUGGUGUUUCGCGACCCGUUGAGAGGCGCUGCUUGUCGUACCCAUGGUUCGGUGAUUUUCGUUCCGGAAAUACGCCGGCUAGCGUCGUCACACUCCAAAGCCCAGAAGCUAAGGAGGAGAGGAGGGGAGGAGAAAGCGCAGAGACGUCGGAAAAGAAGCUCAGCAUCCCUCCCCCACAUUCUCUUCCCUGCCCUGUCCGGCUCAUGCAAGUGGCUUAGCUUUCGGGCGCGCGACACCUUGUCUCUGCCCGCUUGCCCCCAAGGCUCAAGCUGCGCGAAGCUCCGGCGUCGUCGCGAUCUGAGUUUAGUGAGGUGCUCUGCUCUUUUUUGUGCCCAAUAUUGGUUGUCCUGGACCUUUCGACUGCGACCUGUCUGUCGCCCAUCCUUUGACGUCGUUUCUUCCGUUCCCAUUACUAUGGUGAUUUGGGCAAGGAAACGCAGACCAAAAUGGACGGAGACUGGGACGAGGUACGUUGAAGCUCAUUGUCACCCCUCAAUGCCCGUUGCGACGCACCUUCGUCGCAAGCCUCGCAUCUCUUCUCGUCUUGUCGCUCGCAUCCCCUUUCCGCCUCCGGGCAUCCACGCCGCGGCGACGCCCGUGUCGACCAUGACCUUUGACACGGCUCAAGAGCUGCUGUGGACAGGGAACGACUAUGGCCGCGUCACGUCGUUCUACCGCAGCGAGCUUCAGCGCUAUACGUCCUUCAAGGCCCAUACCUCGUCCGACGGCCCGGUUAGACAAAUACUCGUCAAUGACAAGGGCGUCGUGGUACUUGGAUCUCGAGACAUCCACAUGGCUUCGCGGAAAGGCCCUCCGAUAUGGCAUAUAAGACACGAUGAUAUGAAAGACUUACGAUGCAUGAGCUUUACGUCCAAAGGGACGUCCGAAAUCCUGGUCGCUGGAUUCCAGGACACCAUGUUUGUGAUCGACCUCGCUAAGGGAGAGGUGGUCAAGCAGGUUCCAACCGCGUAUUCAUAUAAGGUUAUGAAGAAAAGCAGAUACAUAUGCGCCGCCACAGAGACCGGCACAGUCAACCUGAUCGACGCGGUCAACUUCUCCGUCGUUAAGAGCUGGAACGCCCACUCCGCCUUGAUCAGCGAUAUGGAUGCUCAGCAUGACUUCAUCGUCACUUGCGGCUAUUCACUGCGGCAGGGACGAGACUACAUGCUCGACCCGUUCUUGAAUGUGUUUGAUAUCAAGAAAAUGUCGUCCAUGUCGCCGAUUCCGUUUCCUGCUGGGGCCGCCUUUGUCAGAAUGCACCCAAGAAUGUCGACGACCAGCAUUGUCAUGUCCACAAGUGGCCAGAUGCACGUUGUUGACCUGAUGAACCCAAACACUAGCAAUGUGCGGCAAACCAAUACGAUGAACUACCUGACCAUGUUCGAAAUCGCCCCAUCUGGCGAAGCCGUGGCUCUGGUAGAUGCGGAUCAUAACAUUCACAUCUGGGGCUCCCCUUCGAAACUCCGCUUCGUCGAUUUUGCCUCUCAAACUGAGUUCGCAACUCCGGAAGAGCCUCUACCUACCAUAGAACCUCUCAACUCUAUUGCCAUGCCGCAUUACCGGGAGGCGCUGCUGUCCGCCUGGCCAGAUCUUCUUUCUGAUGUUGGGGCUCCUCCGACCAAACUUGAGCCACAGUUUGUUGCGGGCCUCAAACAGUCCGAAUUUGGCCACUAUGGACGGAAUACACGGGGCCUUCGAAGGAACCAAGUUGAAGAUACUCGGAACUUGGACAGAGGAAACGCUUCGGGAAUCCUUGCGCCAAAGUUCCUCAGCGAGAAAGCUAGAGAGUUUGCUAUGGCUACAGUCGGCAAUGCCAGCGGCGACGAAAAGGUUGACGACGUUGCCCAUUCUCUGAUGCAAAUGGAAAUCGACCCUACCAAACAAGAGUGUCAUCCGAUGUACCGUAAUGUUGAGAUCAAGUACAGCAAGUUUGGUGUUGACGACUUUGACUUUGGAUUCUACAACAGAACGCAGUACUCUGGACUCGAGAUCCAUAUCGCAAACUCAUACGCCAACUCUUUGCUGCAAGUCAUGAACUUUACGCCUCUAAUCCGAAACAUGGCUCUACAACACGCGGCCACUGCGUGUGUUACCGAUACUUGUCUGUUAUGCGAACUGGGUUUCUUGUUCGACAUGCUCCAAAAGGCCGAAGGUUCAAUCUGUCAAGCAACCAAUAUGCUGAAGACACUUAGCCACCACCCUCAAUCCGCCAAUCUUGGCCUCCUUGAAGAAGAAUCGAAUGGCUCUACCUUAACGGUGAUGCUGCAGGGACUGACGAGGUUCCUUUUGGAGAAGAUUGUCCUGGAUUAUCGUUCCAUGCCGCCUGGCUCGAACAUGAUGGAGCAGAUGCUCACAACUUCUGCAACGAGUUCGAUUCGGUGUAUCAACUGCAGGUUCGAAUAUACUCGUCCUGGAUCAAAUUUUGUCAACGAUCUGAUGUAUCCGCAAACAACUGGGGCAGGGAAGAACGUUAGCCGGGGUCAGAAAGCGCCGAAAGUGACGUUUUCACAAAUUCUGAAGUCAAGUGUCGAGAGAGAAACAACGUCGAAGGGUUGGUGUGGUCGGUGCCAGCGAUACCAGACUAUCGCAACUCGCAAGACCAUCCACAAUAUCCCCGCCGUCUUCAUGCUGAACACAGCAAUCGGGAACUCGGAGCAAAGGCGUUAUUGGUCGACACCCGGAUUCCUUCCGGAAGAAAUUGGCGUCAUAGUAGACCACGGCCAGUUCUUCUGUUAUGAGGGAGAGGAUCUAAAGCUCCACCUACAGCGCGGUAUUCACAACAUAACGGUGUAUUCGCUAGUGGGCAUGGCUAUGAAUAUUGACCCAGGUCCGGGUCAAAAGCCUCAUCUGGUCGCAAUGGCCAACGUUGCCCAUUCUCAGCCAACCGCCCCGGCUACAAGUCAAUGGCAUUUGUUCAAUGACUUCCUAGUUCGGUCUGUGAGCACCGAGGAAGCCCUUUCGUUCCAUCCGCCGUGGAAGACACCCUCGGUAAUUGCUUUCCAGAUCAAGGAGGCAAAUAACAAGAUCGAUAUGGACUGGAAGAAGAAUAUUGAUACUUCCCUCCUUUACGAAGAUAACAACCCUCAUAACGACGGAAAGACGUACCGAGCGCUCGAUUCGGCGAGUGAAAGACCCGGGCCAGAGAGCAUCGUCGCUUUAGACACGGAGUUCGUCGCCGUCCGUCAGCCCGAAAUCGAGAUGAACUCCGACGGCGAAAGAGAGACAAUUCGGCCGAUCGUGUACGCCCUAGCCAGAGCUUCCGUCGUCCGGGGGCAAGGAGAGGACGAAGGUCUGCCGUUCAUCGACGACUACAUCUCGAUUAGAGAACCCAUUGUUGAUUACCUGACAUCGUACUCGGGUAUUACUCACGAUGAUCUGGAUCCCCGCAUAUCCAAGCACAAUCUUGUGCCGCUGAAGGUUGCCUACAAAAAGCUUUGGAUCCUGCUGAACCUAGGCUGCAAGUUCCUCGGUCAUGGCCUCAAACAGGAUUUCAGAGUAAUCAACAUACACAUACCGAAGUCCCAGGUCAUCGACACGAUCGAUCUGUUCUUCUUGAAGUCUCGUCUUCGGAAGCUCUCGCUGGCUUUCUUGGCUUGGUACUUGCUGAAGGAAGAUAUCCAGCUGGAGACUCACGACUCGAUCGAGGAUGCUCGGACAGCUUUGAAGCUAUACCGAAAGUAUUUGGAGUUCGAAGAUGCAGGUAUCCUGGAACCGAUGCUUCAAGAUAUCUAUCGAGGCGGGCGAGACGUCAACUUCCGGCCGCCUGCUAGGAGCGGACAGGCCGCUGAUGUCCAGAGAACAGACACGCCUCCCCCCUUACCCAACGAGGCACCCUCUACGCCGGGGGCCCCGGGAGGUGGAACGUCAAGUGGCGGCUUCGGGGCGGGCUCAACUUGGACACCAGGGAAGGAGCUGGUUUGGAAGACGCUUCUUUCAACUUUGUUAGACAGCAGUAUCAAUAGAACAGCAAAUCUUCUUACUGGUGAUCGUCCCUUUGAUUGUGGUCCUUGUUACUGUCUAGCGGUGGUUCUGCCGAUGCUCAUCAAUCUUGUGCCGCAAACUAUGAGCUUGAAGCCAGAGGAGCUACGCGCUGUUCCUGGACGAGGUAGGCGGCAGGCUCAAUCCUAA
This is a messenger RNA of Colletotrichum lupini, 4983 nucleotides long. RefSeq names its product PAB-dependent poly(A)-specific ribonuclease subunit PAN2. Gene Ontology annotation, biological process: mRNA processing; nuclear-transcribed mRNA poly(A) tail shortening. Gene Ontology annotation, molecular function: nucleic acid binding; poly(A)-specific ribonuclease activity; protein binding. Gene Ontology annotation, cellular component: PAN complex; P-body. The coding region runs from base 1 to 4983 and encodes 1660 amino acids. Lineage: Eukaryota; Fungi; Ascomycota; Sordariomycetes; Glomerellales; Glomerellaceae. The record is from RefSeq and is a predicted model, not a curated record. The transcript is spliced from 19 exons.